AUGUUAUUCCACUAUUUAACGCUAGUGCUCCUACUCCCACCGUAUCUAUCCGCUCAAAGAGACUACACAUCUAAAGCUAGAUGUUGGAGCAGUGGGAAUGGAGCGCCGGCACGAUGGUGGAACGAUGGUGAAACGAUAGUCAGAGGUAAAUAUUGGUACGAAUGCAAGGGAAGUCGACUGGAACCUCGUGGUUGUGUGACGGAAACGAAUCGAAAGUUGAACGUCGGCGCAACCAUAGAGGCUGGUGGUUACGUGGCCAAAUGUGAAAUAGGACCGGACGGUUAUCUACAGUUCCGCUUUAUUGCAUGUAUUGGUGAAGGGAAUCGGCAUCAUCGAGUCGGUGAAACAUGGGCUGAUGCAGAGAACACCUACUACUACAAAUGUGAGCAAGAUGGUCCAUUUUUGAAGAGUAAACCAAAAGGAUGUGUUACGCAUGACAAGCGGAGGAAAAUCGCUAUCGGUGAACGAGAUGACUACGGAGAUUACACGUAUGAAUGUCGUCAAAACUACAACGGCAGCAUACAGAUGUGCAGCGUUGGUUGCAUCCAUGAAGGAAAACACUAUAAAGUUGGAGAUCAGUGGCCGGAUGGUGAAUUCGUAUUCUAUUGUAAAAGUAACGGUGGACGAUGUCGUAAGGUAUGCAUUGGCUGUCAACAUCGUAAUAAACGUCUCUAUGAUGGAGAUCGAUACAAUGAAAAAGGUUCAGUGUAUCAGUGUGAGAUUCGCCCUAACUCGUACGGACAUCGACCAGUUGCUUGUAUGUCAAAAGAACUUGAUGGUUCAUCAGUAGAACGAGUAAUUGGAUGCCGAUGGUACCUACAGUCUCCAAACUCAAAAAUCGAGCAAACUUGCGAGUUGGAUGGCACGAAAACUGCCGUACGAACUAUUGGGUGUAUCUACAGGCAUAACGGUUAUGACACCAUCUUCCUCAGUCCAGGACGAUACACGAUAUGGAAUUUACCGCAACUACAGAAAAAAUCCGUAGGACUUGCGUGUAGGGAAACCAGCGACGGUGCAACAUUGGACGUGUUCGAUAUUUCGCAACUUAAUGAACAUACGCAAGGAUUAACGUAUGACCAACCUCGAGGAAAAUAA
This is a messenger RNA of Necator americanus (New World hookworm), 1095 nucleotides long. RefSeq lists its product as uncharacterized. Lineage: Eukaryota; Metazoa; Nematoda; Chromadorea; Rhabditida; Ancylostomatidae. The coding region runs from base 1 to 1095 and encodes 364 amino acids. The record is from RefSeq and is a predicted model, not a curated record. The transcript has 11 exons.